Messenger RNA from Chrysoperla carnea, 1134 nucleotides. RefSeq lists its product as uncharacterized. Gene Ontology annotation, molecular function: sodium channel regulator activity. Gene Ontology annotation, biological process: regulation of sodium ion transport. The record is from RefSeq and is a predicted model, not a curated record. The transcript has 4 exons. The coding region runs from base 1 to 999 and encodes 332 amino acids. NCBI's taxonomy places the organism in Eukaryota, Metazoa, Arthropoda, Insecta, Neuroptera, Chrysopidae.
AUGAGAAGCAGUAGUUCAGAAUUACUCCUCGAUGAACAAGGAGAACUUCGAAAACGUCAACUUCAAGUUUUAACACAACCAAAACGUACUAUAAAAUCCACCGAAAAAUCAUUACGUGAACAAGCUUGGUUUUAUACAACUGCAUUAUUAGUAUUAUUUUCUGUAUUGUCUGGCUCAUCAUUGCUGUUUCUCGUACCAUUGUAUGUAGAUCCAGCAUUAUCAACAUUAGUUGCCGAUUUUGUACAAGAACCAGUUACAUGUAUUACGUCUCGGCGAGAAGAUUUAACUGGUUUAUUAAAUUGUUCGUGGAAUUCAUGUCGUGAAGGUUGCACAAGUGAUGUGUAUCGUUGCACUCAUAUAUAUGUUACAUACGAUCCAGAUGUGUUAUAUUCAGAAAUCCAAAAUGAAAAUCUUAGUUGGAAGCUAGAUUCAUUACAUAUGAAUACAACAUUAUCAAUAGCACAUUCAACGGUUCCAUCUGUUAUUGAAGAAGCUGUACUAUUGGUGAAUAUAAAAGGAUGUGGUUAUCCGCCAAUGAUUCAUUGCACCAAUUUUACAAGUACAUACGGUGUAGAAGGUGUUGAAUUUCCAUGCUAUUAUUCAAGAGAGAAUAGGACUGUUGUGUUACCCCAUUACAACCAAGAGGAACAUAUCUCCAUUAUACUACAUUAUUUUGCAGUUCCAUUUGUUAUCACGUUAACAACAUCGGUUGCAUUGUGUGUAAUGCAUUGUGAUUGUACAUGUCGUGGAAGUCCAGUUCAAUUAUCGAAACGACAGAAUCGAAGGCCAAGAAAUAUUAAUGAUCUUAAAUACCCCUGUAGUGAUGGUUCAAUAAGCACACGAGUAGAUAUGCUAACUCCUGGAUCAACUGGUCAAGGUCGACAUUUAUUACCUGGAGCUUCAAGUCAUUCAGGAUGCCGCGGAGAAUAUAGGCAAUGCGGAGAUGAUGCGGGUAAUUGUGCAGGUGAAGCGGCUGAGAUUGGUACAUAUCUACUUUGACGAUGUCCAUCGUCAUAAAACUCGUCGUCAUAUAUUAUAUAAAUAAGACUCUACUACGACAUGCUGGAAAGAAGAUAUCUAACAAUAUGCACUGUGUAAAACAUAAUAGCAAAAACUCGAAGUUUAUUACUCGAC